UAUAAAUGACAAUUUAAAAAAAAUAAAUAAAAAAAUAAAAAAAUGAAAUAAGGAAAGAGCUAUAAGCUCUGACAAACAGUGAACAGAGAACAGCUUCGUCGUCUUCCUAAAUUCUCUCCUAUAGAAUUCCUCAGCAAUCUUUCUAUCACUCUCUCUCUCUCUCUCUCUCUCUCUCUCUCUUUCCCUCUUUAUCUCCUCCACUCUCUGUUUUCUCUCUGCUACUCUGCAAGUUUUCAUGAUCUGAGGCGUUAUCAUUGGUCAUAGCCCAGCAAUAGCAAAAUACCAAGUAUUUUCCAACGAUGGUCCUUGGUAUAAGAUCGAAGAAUCGGAAAAGUGUUGCGGUACAGGUUGAUUAUCUCAUCCAUGUGGUGGAGAUUAAACCAUGGCCCAUAUCAAAGUCUUCUAAAUCUAUCCAAUCUGUAAUUCUUCAAUGGGAAAAUGGUGAUCAACUUUAUGGGUCUUUCACUUCGGGUGUUGGAGAUGGUAAGAUUGAGUUUGCUGAGUCUUUCAGGCUUCCUGUCACGUUAUGCAAGGAAACAUCGAAAAAGGGUGAGAGUUACCAGAAGAACAAUUUGGAGUUUUCCUUGUUUGAACCACGAAAUGAUAAGGGAACGAAAGUUCAUCUCUUGGGAUCGGCUGCAAUAAAUCUUGCAGAUUAUGGAAUUCUCAAGGAAACCAUUGCCUUAGAUAUCCCAUUGAACUGCAAGAAGAUUUCUAAGAAUUCUGGGCAACCUGUCCUUUAUAUUAAUAUUCAGCCAUGUGAGAAUAAUAGCUCCUGCUCUUCACCAAAAGACAACUUAUCAAAAGAAGUUCCCUUGGACAAAGAUGGAAAUGAAACUUUUUCAGAAUCAAUGACUGAAAGGAAUACUGAAGAAGCUGAGAUCGAUUCUUUUACUGACGAUGAUGAUGGUGUCUCUUCACAUUCUUCACGUACUAUUAACUCUUCUACUUUUGAGACAACAACAGUCAGCUCACCAUCUAAUAGCGUAAAGAAUGGGUCAGAAACAGUGAAGGAUGGUACUAAAAUGAUUUCUGGGGAGCCUGCUAUACCCCCAAGGACUGAAAAUCCAAGCAUAUGGCCAAAGCCCCCGGCUAUAACAGUCAAGCAUCCAAAUGGAAGCCCAUUACCAUUGUCAUCAACAGGCUCUUUCUCCAGUCUGGGGAACCCUGCUAAUGAUAAUGCUUCUUUCCCCCAUAUUCCACAGGAGAGCGCAAUGUCAAUCCUGAAAAAAUCUGUCACCCACAGUUUCCAGUCUUCUAAUUCCUUGGGCUACCAACGUAACCACGAAUCAUCUGGCAACCAUAAACUUACAGAAAGGCUUGUUGGAAGCGGUGAUAGAGUGCCAGAAAAUGCUCAAGAAUCCAUUAGAGACCAUGUUGUUGGCAAUGCUGCUGAUUUAGUAGCAUCCUCAAAUAUGAAUAUUCAGGAAGGCAUGAAUGCAUACUGUGAAAGCACUAUAAGCGCGAAAGAGGAUGAUAGAAAAGCUUUGAAACAGAACAAAAAGGGCAAUGAGAAGGAGGCUUUAGCUAGUGGUUCUCAUGUGGGUCAUUUAUGGGACAGGGUGUACCAAGAAGAGGAAGAACUUGAAGGAAAUGAUCAUAUCAUAAAGAUGAAGCAAUAUUCUUUUGAUGCCAAAGUAGCUUCUAGAUUUUCAGAAAAUACAAGCAGAAAGCAAGUGACUAUGAGAAGUAAUACUAGUACAUUCAGAAAUGAAGACAUUGGAGCACCUGGCCAUACUUUAAAAAGUAAUAAAUUAAAUCGUGAGAAGUCUGCACAGUUGCCUUUGGACUCAACCGAGAACAGUAAACUGUUGGACAGGACUGAAUUCAUGAAAAGGCCAAAAAGAGUUGAAAUUACUAAAGAUGCUCAUGAUUCUGCUAUCAGUGGUAUAACAAGUGUAGGAAAAGAAACACCAAAUAACUCUUGUUAUAGUAAAGGUGAAAUGGAGUCUAAAAUUGAAAUGCUCAAAGAAGAGUUAAGGGAAGCUGCUGCCCUUGAGGCUGGCCUCUAUUCAGUUGUUGCUGAGCAUGGGAGCUCUACAAACAAAAUACAUGCUCCUGCUCGGCGACUUUCUAGAUUCUAUUUUCAUGCGUGCAAAUCAGACUCCCAAACUAAGAAGGCAAAUGCAGCUAGAGCUGCUGUUUCUGGAUUUAUGUUGGUUGCUAAAGCUUGUGGAAAUGAUGUACCAAGGUUGACUUUCUGGUUGUCAAAUUCAAUUGUGCUGAGAGCCAUUGUGAGCCAGACUGUAGGAAAAAUGCAACUUCCUGCUGGACCAUUCGUUAAACAUAAUGGCCGUGGAAAGUCCUUAAAUGAGGGUUUCACAUUGGGAAAGAAUGGGUUGCCUCAUAAAGUUAAGAAGAAUAACACCAAAGAAAGUUUUGACAAUUGGGAAGACCCACAAGUAUUUGUGGUUGCACUGGAAAAGUUUGAAGCUUGGAUCUUCUCCCGAAUUGUUGAGUCUGUAUGGUGGCAGACUAUGACUCCACAUAUGCAGCCUGCAGCAGCAAAGGGUUCCAGCUCUCGAAAAGUUUAUGGAAAGAAGUAUGGUUUGGGCGAUCAUGAUCAGGGUAAUUUUUCCAUUGAUCUUUGGAAGAAGGCCUUUAAAGAUGCCUGUGAAAGGCUUUGUCCACCUCGAGCUGGUGGACAUGAGUGUGGAUGCUUACCUGUAUUGCCUCGUUUGGCAAUGGAGCAGUUAGUUGGUAGGUUAGAUGUGGCAAUGUUCAAUGCUAUUCUGCGUGAAGAUGCUGAUGCGAUGCCAACAGAUCCUGUCUCUGAUCCCAUAAGUGAUUCCAAGGUUCUCCCUAUUCCAGCUGGAAAAUCAAGCUUUGGCGCUGGUGCACAGCUAAAAAAUGCAAUUGGAAGCUGGUCCAGAUGGCUUACUGAUAUAUUUGGUAUUGAUGAUAAUGAUGCUCCUGAGGAUAAUAAUGAACUCAGGGAUGAUAGAAAACUGGAAUGUCAAACACCCUUUAAGCCUUUCCGUCUUCUUAAUGCUCUGAGUGAUCUCAUGAUGCUUCCACAUGAAAUGCUUGCAGAUAAAUCCAUCCGGAAAGAGGUAUGCCCAACGUUCAGCGAACCAUUGAUCAAGCAGGUUCUUUCUACUUUUGUCCCAGACGAGUUUUGCCCAAACCCCAUUCCUAACACAGUUCUUGAGGCCCUUGAUUCUGAGGACAAUUUUGAGGCUGAGGACGAGUCUCUUACAAGUUAUCCAUGCAGUGCAAAUCCUACAGUGUAUUUACCACCUUCAGCGGCAUCACUAUCAGGCAUUACAGGAGAGGUGGGAAGUCAACCUCUCCUGAGGAGUGGAUCAUCACUUCUCAGAAAAGCAUAUACCAGUGACGAUGAGCUUGACGAGUUGGAUUCACCCAUGACAUCAAUCAUAGCUGAUAAAUUCCAGGUUUCUCCUUCCUCGCGAGCAUCCAACUCAAUCCUAAAGGAAAAGGGUGAUAGAAAAGUUGUCAGAUAUCAACUCCUCCGUGAGAUAUGGAAGGAUGGUGAAUGAUGAUUCUUCAUUUUUCCACCAGCCAUUUCUUUGUACAGGUUCAUCCUUCUAUUUCUGAUAUGUUAUCCAUUUGGUACUUUCUACAUGCCAUUUCUUGUACAGAUAAAGUUUUUAUAGUGCGCUAUUUUUUUUUUUUUUUUCUUGUUUGGAAGUGGAGAGCUCAGAGCUGUAAAUAUGAGGUCUAAAUUGGAUUUUUAUUGGUCAGAGGUGGCCUGAACUUUUAUUUCGUGUAGACAUGCAAUUUCGUUUGACGCAAGCUCAAUAAGAAGUAUUAGUGAUGACCUAAAUUUAAUAUUAA
This is a messenger RNA of Ziziphus jujuba (common jujube), 3798 nucleotides long. RefSeq lists its product as uncharacterized. The record is from RefSeq and is a predicted model, not a curated record. The transcript is spliced from 9 exons. Bases 300 to 3500 code for a protein of 1066 amino acids. Lineage: Eukaryota; Viridiplantae; Streptophyta; Magnoliopsida; Rosales; Rhamnaceae. Gene Ontology annotation, cellular component: nuclear pore.